GCAUGCAUUUGCACAAUGUCUCUAGCUUCUGAUCCUUUACUCCAAGCUACUUCAAACAUGUCUACCAAAAAAAACUUCACCUUGAAAGAAAAAACCCUUAUCGGAGUCGGAAACCUGAUCAAGCUUCUCCCUAGUGGCACAGUCUUCAUCUACCAGUUUCUCAACCCUGUUGUCACCAACAAUGGCCAAUGCCAGAGUGUCAUGAACAAAUAUUUAUCCGGAGUCCUUAUCGGACUUUGUGCCCUUUCGUGUUGUUUUGCAUCGUUCACCGAUAGCUACACUGAUUCUAAAGGAGAUACUCAUUAUGGUUUGGUGACAAAAUACGGGUUGUGGCCUAAAGGGGAUGCGGAUGAGGAUUUGUCGAAGUAUAAGCUGAGAAUUGGAGAUUUCGUUCAUGCUUUCUUCGCGUUGGAUGUGUUUCUUGUUUUGUCUUUGUUGGAUCCGAAUACUGUCAAGUGUUUCUAUCCUUCUUUUGAGUCUACUCAGAAGGUUUUGCUGAUGGUGGUGCCACCGGUUCUUGGGACAAUUGCUGGUACUGUGUUUGUGGUUUUUCCGAAUACUCGACAUGGGAUAGGGUACCCUACAAGCAACAAUGACGACUCCAGUUCAUCACAAGAAGACUAAUUGUUUUAAUGCACGUAUGCAUGGCUUAUGAGUGUUUGUAAAUCAUCUGCAUAAAAUCAAGUUCAGUAAUUCUUGCAUGAGUUUGCAUUUGUAUGUUAUGUGCAAUAAUGAAUUUACUGCAAGAGAAUAGGGCGGUACUUCUCAGUUAUCUGAAUAUUUUUUUAAUUGUGUAAGAACUUGUGAUUAAUCAAUCUUUUAAAUUUA
Daucus carota subsp. sativus is the source of this 828-nucleotide messenger RNA. RefSeq names its product protein DMP2. The coding region runs from base 16 to 624 and encodes 202 amino acids. The transcript has a single exon. Gene Ontology annotation, biological process: endomembrane system organization. Lineage: Eukaryota; Viridiplantae; Streptophyta; Magnoliopsida; Apiales; Apiaceae. The record is from RefSeq and is a predicted model, not a curated record.